GCGRGAUUCGGCSGCAGAGACGUCACUAAGUAUUCGCGUCGCAAAUCGCCGGUGGUACACGGACACGACCGCAUCACUUUCGUCGUCGUUGUCGAGCCGCACGCAGCCGGAGACCGAUGAAAGCCGCAACGAUCUUGGCCGCCUUGGCCUGCCUACUCGAGGUUUCACAUGCGUUCCCAUUUAAUUUCGACAAGAGGAAUGUAGCUUCUCUAGCCAGAACCGGACAGUUGCCAGAAUACAAACGAUCGCUUGCUUCGUUGGCCAAGAGUGGACAACUACCUGAAAAGUUGGUUCAAGAGAAACGAAUGUUGGAAGUGUUGGAACAAGCAAGCGAUGCAAAUUCAAAAGCCAUCCAAGACCAAAAGAAUCGGGUAAUUGAGGUACUGUGCAGAUCAAUUUUUAGUUUUAUAAUAUUAAACAAUAUUCGUAUCAAUGAUGCAUCGUAA
This is a messenger RNA of Diuraphis noxia (Russian wheat aphid), 446 nucleotides long. RefSeq names its product Neuropeptide-like precursor 1 (gene Nplp1). NCBI's taxonomy places the organism in Eukaryota, Metazoa, Arthropoda, Insecta, Hemiptera, Aphididae. The record is from RefSeq and is a predicted model, not a curated record.